AUGGGUGAAUACAGUCGUAAAAGCCGUCCGCUUCCUGACCAGGACAAAGAUAUGGACCCCCGUAAUAAGACUUGCGGCAAUCCGGAAGGGCGCGGUGCACGAGCGAACACAGGCUUCCUCACAUUCGCUUAUAUCUUCUACCAUCCAAUCUUUGAAUUCGAAGGCAAUCACGGCAGGGGCUUGGGGCGGCGUGUCUUUGUUGGAAAUACUAUCCACAUGUUUACAGGCUUCCAGAAGGCUUGGGAUAAACAAAAGGAGAAAAAGAUCCAGUGA
Messenger RNA from Plenodomus lingam JN3, 273 nucleotides. RefSeq lists its product as uncharacterized. The record is from RefSeq and is a predicted model, not a curated record. Lineage: Eukaryota; Fungi; Ascomycota; Dothideomycetes; Pleosporales; Leptosphaeriaceae.